Helianthus annuus (common sunflower) is the source of this 678-nucleotide messenger RNA. RefSeq names its product cysteine-rich and transmembrane domain-containing protein WIH1. The record is from RefSeq and is a predicted model, not a curated record. The transcript is spliced from 3 exons. NCBI's taxonomy places the organism in Eukaryota, Viridiplantae, Streptophyta, Magnoliopsida, Asterales, Asteraceae. Bases 153 to 494 code for a protein of 113 amino acids.
AUCUUCCUCAUACUUACCAGGAGAUGCCAGAUGUAUGAUGUCGACCAUAACAUAAAUGAUAAAAACACCCUUCCUUCCUUCCAGUUCCAGAUCCCCUAAACUAAACUCAUCCCAAAUCUAUUUCAUCAUCGAUCGCCACUCAUCCUUUCAAAAUGAGCCAUCAGCAGGACUACCCACCACCAGGAUACGGGUCAGUAUACCCGCCACCACAACACCCAUCUGCACCACCUGCCCCUCCACCGCAGUACAUGGGUUACCCGUACCCGGAUCCAUCAGGUCCAGGUACCGGGUAUACAUAUCCGCCACCACCUUAUCAAGGUUAUUUUAAUAAUCAAAACUAUCCUCCACCUCCGCCUCAGCCUCCUUACCAAGUUUACCAUUGUGAACAUCAUCAUGAUUAUCAACAACAGGAUGAUGCCUCCUGCUCUUCUUUCUUCAGAGGCUGUAUGGCUGCUCUUUGCUUCUGUUGUGUCUUGGAAGAAUGCUUUGGUUAGGGAUGGAUGCUAUUGUUUCAUAAGGCCAUUAUGGGUAUGUGUAAUUUUGGUUUAUAUUAUUACUGGUUUUAUGGUGAAAUUGGACGAGUUAUGCCAAAUUAUUUAUACGUUGUAUAUGUUUGGUUUUAACUUUUAAACCUUGAAAUGAAAUGGAUAAGAACAAGAAUAAGAAGUGUUAAUCCAA